CCACGCCGCGCUGCCUCCUCUCAGGGCGCUCCUGCUGCUGCUGUGGGCGCCGCGUCGCAGCGGCUGUGACCGCCGCCUCCCGCCUCCCGCCUCUCCUGUUACCGUGGCAACCCCCAGGAGCCUUCCAGGCAGCAGCAGCAGCAGCAGUAGCAGCAGCCGCUUAGCCGAGCGGGAUAGCAGCGGCGGCAGCAGCAGCGGCAGCUCGGGGUCCAGCCCGCGCCCCGCACAGCCCUCCGGGAGCCAGCCUGCGUGCUGCGCCCGCCCUCCCUCCAUCCCUGGCUCCCCAGCUCCCUCCAGCCUGCACCUGCCCGCCGGCCCGGGACCCUCAUGGAGCUGCUGGCUGCCGCCUUCAGUGCUGCCUGCGCCGUGGACCAUGAGGGCUCCUCCUCGGAGAGCGACCCCCGGGACUCGGCGGCUGGGCACCUGGCCAGCAGCGAAUCUUCAUCUACCCCUGGCACCGUGGCCACCCCAGAGGAGUACCCAGCCCUGGCCGCAGACAGCCCAACCACUCUCACAGAGGCCCUGAAAAUGAUCCACCCCAUUCCUGCCGAUUCGUGGAAGAUUUUCAUCGAACAAAUAGGACUCUUGUAUCAGGAAUACCGUGAUAAGUCCACACUUCAUGAGAUCGAGACUAGGAGGCUGCAGGAUGCUGAGGUCCAAGUGGACGUGGACGAGUCGCCCACCAGCGAGGAGACCCUGCCGGAGGAGGAGCCUGCCAGCUCCACCGAGAAGAGGGCUCUGCCCCAGAUCUGCCUGCUCAACAACGCCAACUCCAGGUUUAACCUUUGGCAGGACCUCCCGGAGAUCAGGAGCAGUGGUGUCCUUGACAUCCUCCAGCCCGACGAGAUCAGACUGCAGGAGGCCAUGUUUGAACUGGUCACUUCCGAAGCCUCCUACUACAAAAGCUUAAGCCUGCUGGUGUCUCACUUUAUGGACAAUGAGCGACUGAAGAAGAUUCUCCACCCCUCAGAGUCCCACAUCCUUUUCUCCAACGUCCUGGAUGUCAUGGCCGUUAGUGAGCGGUUCCUGUUGGAGCUGGAGCAGCGUAUGGAAGAGAACAUUGUCAUCUCCGACGUGUGUGACAUCGUCUACCAGCACGCGGCCAGUCACUUCUCUGUCUACAUCACCUACGUCUCCAACCAGACGUACCAGGAGAGGGCUUACAAGCAGCUUCUGCAGGAGAAGGCCGCGUUCAGGGAGGUGAUCUCCCAGCUGGAGCUGGACCCCAAGUGCAAAGGCCUGCCUUUCUCCUCCUUCCUGAUUCUACCAUUUCAGAGGAUCACCCGGUUGAAGUUACUGGUACAGAAUAUUCUGAAGAGGGUGGAAGAGAGCUCUGAACGGGAAUGCACAGCCCUGGACGCCCACAAGGAGCUAGAAAUGGUGGUAAAAGCGUGCAAUGAAGGUGUCAGGAAGAUGAGUCGGACAGAACAGAUGAUUAGCAUUCAGAAGAAAAUGGAAUUUAAGAUCAAGUCUGUACCCAUUAUAUCUCACUCCCGCUGGCUGCUGAAGCAAGGGGAACUACAGCAGAUGUCUGGCCCCAAGACAUCCCGGACCCUUCGGACCAAAAAACUCUUCAGAGAAAUCUAUCUCUUCCUUUUCAAUGACCUGCUUGUGAUCUGCAGGCAAAUUCCUGGGGACAAGUACCAGGUGUUUGACUCAGCUCCCCGUGGCCUCCUGCGAGUGGAGGAGCUGGAAGACCAAGGGCAAACUUUGGCCAACGUCUUCAUCCUGAGGCUGCUUGAGAAUGCGGAUGACCGGGAAGCCACCUACAUGCUGAAGGCCUCGUCCCAGAGCGAGAUGAAACGCUGGAUGACCUCCCUGGCCCCAAAUCGGAGAACGAAAUUUGUUUCCUUCACAUCAAGACUGCUUGACUGUCCCCAGGUGCAGUGCGUCCACCCCUAUGUCGCUCAGCAGCCGGACGAGCUGUCCCUGGAGCUGGCCGACAUUCUGAACAUCCUGGAAAAGACGGAAGAUGGCUGGAUUUUUGGGGAGCGCCUUCAUGACCAAGAAAGAGGCUGGUUCCCAAGCUCCAUGGUGGAGGAGAUUAUGAACCCCAAGAUCCGAUCCCAGAAUCUCAAGGAGUGUUGGGUCCACAAGAUGGACGACACCCAACGUAGCCAAAACAAAGACCGGAGGAAGCUGGGCAGCAGAAAUCGGCAAUGACCUCUCUCUUCCUCAAGCCCCAACCCCUGAGUCUAGGGCCACUAGGACAGUGAGCAGGUCCUCGGAUGCCUGGAGAAAGAGAGAGAGAGAUUUUGAGUA
Molecule: messenger RNA, 2262 nt
Organism: Phascolarctos cinereus (koala)
Lineage: Eukaryota; Metazoa; Chordata; Mammalia; Diprotodontia; Phascolarctidae
Gene: NGEF
Product: neuronal guanine nucleotide exchange factor
Biological process (GO): activation of GTPase activity
Molecular function (GO): guanyl-nucleotide exchange factor activity; protein binding
Source: RefSeq, a predicted model, not a curated record